AUGGCGGCGGCGCGGGGCUGGCCGCGGAAACUGGCGGCUGUCGCUGCGGCGCUGCCCGGCGGGGGUGGCCCGGGACGAGCACCGAGACCGGGUCCUGCCGUGGAACCGGCCCCAGAGCCGGUCCAACAAAGGGGCGCCCCCGCUACAGCCGCGCUCUACGUGCACUGGCCCUACUGCCGCAAGCGCUGCUCCUACUGCAGCUUCAACACGUACGUGGUGCGGGCGGUGGACGAGGCGGCCGUGCGCGCCUGCCUGCUGCGGGAGGCACAGACCCUGCUCCGCCUCAGCGGGGUGCACAGCGUCACCUCCGUCUUCUUCGGCGGGGGCACCCCGAGCCUGGCCAGCCCCGGCACUGUGGCGGCGGUGCUGGAGGCUGUGGCGGGGGCUGCCCACCUUCCUGCUGCUGCCGAGGUCACGCUGGAGGCCAACCCCAGCUCCGCCAGCACAUCGCGCCUGGCCGGCUUCAGGGCGGCGGGGGUGAACCGCCUGUCCAUCGGCGUGCAGUCGCUGGAUGAUGCCGAGCUGAGGAUGCUGGGCCGGGAGCACACGGCGGCAGAGGCACGCCAGGCUGUGGAAGCGGCACGGGGGCUCUUCCCUGGCCGAACCUCCAUCGACCUCCUGUUUGGGCUGCCGGGACAGAGCCGGGAUGCCUGGGCGCAGCGGCUGGAGGCGGCCCUGAGGCUCUGUGACGAGCACAUCUCCCUGUACCAGCUGACGCUGGAGCGGGGCACGGCGCUGGCAGCGCAGGUGCGAGGGGGAGCCCUGCCUGCACCCCCGCAGGAUCUGCUGGCUGACAUGUACGAGGAUGCCCGCAAUGUGCUGGUGGCCGCCGGCUUCCGCCACUAUGAGGUCUCCAAUUUUGCACGGAAGGGCGCCCUCAGCACCCACAACCUCUCGUACUGGCGGGCUGAUGAGUACAUCGGUGUGGGGCCAGGGGCACACGGGCGCUUCGUGCUGCGGGGCGAGGGCGGCUGCAGCCGGGAAGCUCGAGUCCAGACCCUGGAGCCUGUUACCUGGAUGCGGGAGGUGCAGAGCCAGGGACACGGCACCAGGAGUCGGAAGGUGCUAAACCCUCUGGAGCAGCUGGAGGAGCUGCUCAGCCUGGGACUGCGCACAGAUGAAGGCGUCACACACGAGCGCUGGGGGCACUUCUCCCCGCAGCUCAGCCUGCAGGACGUGUUCGGGGAGCCAGGAGAGGCUCGGGCGCUGCAGCAGGAGGGCUGGCUCGUCCUGGACAGCGGCGGGCUGCGCUGCACCUGGGCCGGCCUGGCCGUGCUGGACUCGCUGCUGCCCGACCUGCUCUGCCAGCUGCAGCGGGUGCUGGGCACUGCCCGGUGCCCACCGAGGGGGACCGAGGGACGAGGCGGUGGCCGGGACGGGAGGGCUGUAAGCGGCCACAGUGGACAAUAAACCACAGGAGCAGUG
Catharus ustulatus (Swainson's thrush) is the source of this 1425-nucleotide messenger RNA. It is a transcript of the gene RSAD1, whose product is annotated as radical S-adenosyl methionine domain containing 1. The record is from RefSeq and is a predicted model, not a curated record. Lineage: Eukaryota; Metazoa; Chordata; Aves; Passeriformes; Turdidae. Gene Ontology annotation, molecular function: 4 iron, 4 sulfur cluster binding; coproporphyrinogen oxidase activity. Gene Ontology annotation, cellular component: cytoplasm. Gene Ontology annotation, biological process: porphyrin-containing compound biosynthetic process.